UCGUUACAACCGAGGUAUGCAGCAAAGCAUUUGUGAAGCCACAACCUUGAGGCGGAUGGGCUAUGUUGUGAAAAAAAUGCAGUUUGUUCAGCUAUACCCAAUACCCCGGGGUCUCCUCCCAGUGGGGGACAGGGGUUAUUUAAUGCUAAUCCGGCUUGCCAUAGGCGCGUCUAUGCUCAGAUACCGUUGGCGGCUUGUGAUGACGUCACCGCUCGCUCGCGCCGGCUUUUCCCUCAUUGACGUUUCAGCGUCGAGUUUUCUGAGGCGAUGACAGCAGCUCACGGCGCAGCGGGAGAGAAAGAUGGAUGUUAAAAAGGAAAGAAAGCAUAUUCACACGAAUUGAAGCACAAAUGAGAGUGAGAUUUGGUUCUGUCUGCAAUCUCAGCACACACACUCACAGGACCUGAUGGAAGUGAAGGAGGAGAGUGAAGAACUGAGUGAAGUGGAGGAGGAACAUCGUGUCAAACCUGGAAAAAAUCGCUUGAAGACUAAAAAUACAUUUUUAAAGAAAAGAGACAAAUCUUUCUCCUGCACUCAGUGUGGAAAGAGUUUCACAACCAAAGCUAGUCUUGAGCGUCACGUUAGGGUCCACACUGGAGAAAGGCCCUUCAAAUGUGAUCAGUGCGGGAAGAACUUCACAUACAAAGAAAAUCUUGAGUCUCACAUGAUAGUUCAUUCUGGAGAAAAGCCGUACGCAUGUGAUCAGUGUAAAAAUAGUUUCGCAAGAAAAGGAAAUCUUAAGAGGCACAUGAGAAGCCACACUGGAGAGAAGCCGUUCACAUGUGAUCAUUGCGGGAAGAGCUUCUCACAAAAAAAUAAUCUUAUGUUGCACACGAUGAUCCACACCGGAGAGAAGCCGUUCACAUGUGAUCAGUGUGGGAAGAGUUUCAUUCUAUCAGCAUACCUUAAAGAACACAUGAGGAUCCACACAGGAGAGAAGCCGUUUAUUUGUGAACAGUGUGGAAAGAGUUUCACACACAAACAUAGUCUUGUACUUCACAAUAGACUUCAUACUGGAGAGAGGCCGUUCACAUGUGAUCAGUGUGGCAAAUCAUUUCUUAGUGCAGGAGCCCUGAAGAUACACCUGAGUGUUCAUACGAAGGAGAAGCCGCAUUCAUGUUCUGUGUGUGGAAAGAGUUUUUCACUGCGGCAAUAUUUACAUAGACAUCAGAAAACUCACGCUGGUGUGAGAGAGUACAUGUGCUUUGAGUGUGAGAAGACUUUUACUACACCAACUUGUUUAAAAGUGCAUCAGAUGAUCCACACUGGAGAAAAACCUUACAAGUGUUCACACUGCGACAAGAGAUUCAAUCGGUCAGCAAAUCUGAAAACACAUGAGAUGAUCCACACUGGAGAAAAACCUUACAAGUGUUCACACUGUGACCAGAGAUUCAGUCGGUCAUCAUUUCUGAAAACACAUGAGAGGAUCCACACUGGAGAGAAGCCAUACAAGUGUUCACACUGCGACAAGAGAUUUGCUCUGUCAACAAAUUUGAAAAUACACGAGAGAAUCCACACUGGAGAAAAACCUUACAAGUGUUCACACUGUGACAAAAGAUUUGGUCUGUCAACAAAUCUGAAAAUACAUGAGAGGAUCCACUCUGGAGAAAAACCAUACAAAUGUUUACAAUGCGACAAGAGAUUCAGUCUGUCCACAAAUCGGAAGAAACAUGAGAGGAUCCACAGUAGAGAGAAGCGCCACACGUGUGAUCAGUGCGGGAAAAGGUUUUAUUUUAAAAGUCACCUGAAGCUACACCUGAAGAUCCAUGCAGUGGAGAAACCACAUAAACGCAGUCUGAGAUCACGACCUGAUGGACGUGGACAAAAACAGAAGCCAAUAAAUUGCCCUCAGUGUAAAAAACGUUUCUUAAGUAAAUCAAGGCUGAAGAUUCACAUGAGAGUUCACACUGGGAAGAAGCGGCUCAGGGUUUCUCUCUGAAAUCUCAUCUUAUUCUGAAGAAAGACCGUUUAACUGUGAUCAGUGCGGUAAAUUGGGCAUCAGUCCUGAAGAAAGAACAGAAGAUUCAAUCAAAGGAGAAUAUUCAUCCUUAAUAUUACGGAAGACACGGCUUUGUGUUUCACUACAGAAGAUGAACUGAAGACCUCCAGAAAAUUCACACUGGAGAAGAAGGCCAUAACACUUUUAAGAGAUGUGAAUCUGAUAUACAUAUACUCAUUCUUCAUUGUUUUUCAUUAGAACGUCUAGUUUCUCUUCCUCUUCUACUCUUCCAUGCAAAUCCAAGAUAAACUUAUGUGUGUUUAAGUUUGGCUUUGGCAUAACUUUGGCUCUUAUAAGAAAGAGAAGAGAGAGAUCUGUCUCAUUGACGUUCACUUAAUGUUUGUAUUUGUUUUCGAUUGAUUAAACUCUUUACUCGUGUU
Molecule: messenger RNA, 2379 nt
Organism: Pimephales promelas (fathead minnow)
Lineage: Eukaryota; Metazoa; Chordata; Actinopteri; Cypriniformes; Leuciscidae
Source: RefSeq, a predicted model, not a curated record